Babjeviella inositovora NRRL Y-12698 is the source of this 921-nucleotide messenger RNA. RefSeq lists its product as uncharacterized. Gene Ontology annotation, cellular component: nucleolus. Bases 49 to 777 code for a protein of 242 amino acids. The record is from RefSeq and is a predicted model, not a curated record. The transcript has a single exon. Gene Ontology annotation, molecular function: RNA binding. Gene Ontology annotation, biological process: RNA processing. NCBI's taxonomy places the organism in Eukaryota, Fungi, Ascomycota, Pichiomycetes, Serinales.
GCCCUGUUUACAUUCCUAUACCACACGCAGCGUUUGUCACUACCCAUCAUGGCUAAGCGCACCUCCGUCCGAGUCCCUGUGGUCUCUGACUCCGAUUCACACACAGACGUCACCCAGACCGAUGAAUACAGAACCUCCUCCGCGGAGUCGGAUAUCGCAGAGUCCAUUUCCUUAGACGAUCUCUUUACCGAUUUGAACCAGGAAAUUAAGGCCCAGAACAGCACCAAGAUGAAUUCCGAAGAUGACCAGGAUGAAUUCAAAAAGAUCCAGAAAAUCGCGGCCACCUUGCCGAAGUUGCACUCCGAGUUGUUGAAGCCGACCAAGGUCAGCACUUCUGUGAUUUCCACCAAGACCAUUACCAAGGUCAUUCGCAUUAACGACCCGAUUGUCGUCAAGGCUACUGCCAAAGCGUCUGAAGCUACCAACGCUGGCUCUAAAUGGUUUGACAUGCCAAAGACAAGCUUGACCCCACAGCUCAGACGCGACCUUCAGUUGAUCCAGCAGCGUGCCGCGCUCGACCCGAAACGUCACUACAAGAAGGACAAGUGGAAAAUCCCAGAGUUCUUCCAGAUGGGAACCAUCAUCGAGGGCAAUACUGAGUACUACAGUGCCAGAAUUAACAAGAGACAGAGAGGUACCAGCAUGGUGGACGAGAUCUUGAAGGACGACGACACCCGUAACUUUAUGAAGAGAAAAUACACCGAGAUCCAGGCCGCCAAGACCAGCGGCAGAAGAGCGCACUACAAGAAGAUGCAAGAGAAGAAGAGGAAGUUUUAAGCGCAAGUCGUUUGUAUAUUAGCUGUAUAAUAAUCAAGUAUCUGAGAAUGUCAUAACAAUGGCCUAAUGGCUAUAUGGAUCAUACGGGGUAUACCCUUUCGGGAAGUGCCUUUGUGGGCACAUUGAAAUAUGGUUUAAUGAAUG